Aspergillus clavatus NRRL 1 is the source of this 5619-nucleotide messenger RNA. RefSeq names its product putative pectin methylesterase. The record is from RefSeq and is a predicted model, not a curated record. Gene Ontology annotation, molecular function: pectinesterase activity. Bases 1 to 5619 code for a protein of 1872 amino acids. Gene Ontology annotation, biological process: cell wall modification. The transcript has 2 exons. Lineage: Eukaryota; Fungi; Ascomycota; Eurotiomycetes; Eurotiales; Aspergillaceae.
AUGCGAUUCUGGUACUACUGGAGCGUAGCGGGCCUAGCCAGCCUCGCUAUCGCUCAGUGUGACACCAUAGACCCCUCGAGAACAGCUCCUGGGUGUCGCAACACGCUCUCUGUUGCUGUAGCCUCACCUUCUGCCACCGACUGCUCGUCAACAAGCUCAUCCUCCACCGUCUCAACCACCACUACCUCUGCACCGACAUCUACUACAGCGGUAGUGGUUGCCACGGAUAGUACCGGCCACUUCACCGCUAUCGGCGACGCUAUUUCCUAUGCUCAGAGCAAGGGGAUUUCCACAGUCACUGUGAAAGCAGGAACCUAUACACAAGCUGUGACGGUGUCUGCCACUCCUUCGGUGAUUGUAAUCGGCGAAACAAACAAGGAAGAUGACUACGCGCAGAAUCAGGUGGUCAUCUCCACUGCAAGCCCUCUCACCAUCUCGGUUAAUGUCAUUGGUAUUACGUUCAAGAACAUCAACUUUGUCAACACUGCCACAGGGGGAGCUGCAGCGACUAUUCGUGGCUCGCAGAAUGCUUUCUAUGAAUGCCAGCUCAUCUCUGCCGGCAGUGUAGGUAUCGAUGCCAGUCUCGGCCUCGGCAUCAUUGCGAACAGUUACAUUGAAGCCGUGGAUAAGCUGAUCUACGGCUACCCGAGUCUGUAUAUUUUCAAUACCAAGAUUGUGCCGACUGGCUCCAGCGCUCUGCUCGUUUACAACAAGGGAUACACCUCCGGAUCCACGCUGUACAACUCAACUGUCGUCUUCGAUUCCUGCUCUGUGCUGCAGAAACAAGGAGCGAGCAACAAGAAUGUCUACCUUGCCGCGGCAAACAAUGGCCCUGGUUCUAUUGCUGUCUACCGCAACAGCCGUCUUGAUGGGCUGAUCGCUGGUACCGGCGCCCACGUCGACUCCGCAACUCAAGGUACCCUCAACUUCUACGGUGAAUAUGGAACUACAGGAACUGGAUCCUACGGUAGCAACCAGGCGUCUCGGUCACAGUAUGUCUCCCUCAUGAGUCAGUCAGACUUGGAUCGGUUCUCCGUUGCCCGGGUCUUCGCCGGAGUCUAUCCGCAAUUUGCCUCUUCGACAACUAGCUGGGUGGAUGCAGAUGUGCUGGCUGAGAUCGUAAAAGCCGCUCAGGUCCAGACGUCCUCGACGGCUGUCAUUCACAGCUCGACUCCUACAGCCUCCACGGUUACUUCCUCGACAGUUCCCACAGCCACGCCGACAUCAACCCUGGUCGUCUCACAGGACCCAAGUCCUGGACAGUAUGCGAAUGUGAGCCAAGCCAUCGCAGCUUUGCCCAAAGACGGAAAGCCAUACACCAUCUACAUCAAGGCAGGAACCUACAUAGAGCAGCUUUCCAUCACCCGUGCGGGCAAAGUUACCCUGCGCGGCGAAACCUCCUUUGAGAAUGACUACACGCAGAACCGUGUGACCAUCCAGUUCUCAUUUGGUGUCCUAACGUCCGAGGGCCGCAACGAGGAGACUCCGGUGAUCUAUGCGAAGAAGAACGAUGGGUCUGGCCUGGCGCUGUACAAUAUCAAUUUCGUCAACACCUAUCCCCAGACAAGGAAUACUGCUGCUCUAGCUGCCGACUUUUACGGCUCAAACUUGGCGGCCUACGGUUGCUCGUUCAUUGGCUAUCAGGACACACUGCUCGCGAACAAAGGAACCCAAGUCUUCUCCAACUGCUACAUCGAGGGAUCCGUCGACUACAUCUGGGGUUUCUCCACCGCCUAUUUCCAUCAAUGCUACCUUGCCACCAACACUCCUGGCACGUCUAUUGCAGCUCAGAGUCGGUCCUCGUCUACCGCCGCUGGAGGUUACGUAUUCGACUCCUGCUACCUUACGUACACCAACAGCUAUGGAACGACGUUCGGUCGUACGUACCUAGGCCGACCAUACUCCGAAUUCAGUAUCGCCGUCUACCUGAACUCCUACCUGGACAAGCACAUUAACGCUGCUGGGUGGGAUAUUUGGUCGACCAGCUCGCCGAACACGGGCCAUGUCACCUUCGGUGAAUAUGGCAACUCGGGCCCUGGAGCCUGGUCGUCCGGACGUGCGACCUUUGCUACCAGCCUGACGGCGGAGCAAGCGGCUCAGUAUUCGCUAUCGUCGUGGAUUGGGGACACUUCUUGGCUGGAUAUGGAGGCGUACAACUCCGUGCCCUCCUAUCCUCUCACUGGGCCUUCAGCGACCAACUCGACAAGCCCUGCUACGUCCACUCCUACCGCCACAGCCACGGCUACAUGGGGACACCCGACAAGUGGAACCACUCCUCCAGUUGGUGCGCUCCUAGUUUCGCAGGAUGAGUCCAUCACUGGGUCUUACCGGAACUUGACCGCGGCCUUGGCCGCUCUUCCGAAUGAUGCCUCCACCCAGAUCAUCUUCAUGUACCCCGGCUCGUACAAUGAGCAAGUUCCAUCGGUCAACCGGCAGGGACCUGUGCAAAUUAUCGGGUACCAGCCCGGCAACCCUGGCCAAACGUACCAGACAAACCAAGUCACCCUGACUUUUGCACGAGGGCUGUCCGUAUCUCCUCUGCCAAGCGGUCAUUCGAACUCGGAGACCGCAACGCUCGCAACCACCAGCAACAAGAUCGCCCUGUACAACAUCAACAUGGUCAACACCGAAAACUUGGAUGGAUCGCAGCCGUCGUACGUGACGCUUGCCGCAUCGAUCUACGGGUCCCAGAUUGGCUUCUACGGCUGCAGCUUCGUCGGCUGGCAGGAUACCCUGCUGACCGGCAGCACGGCCGGCUACCAGUACUACGAGUCAUGCUACAUUGAAGGCGCGAUUGACUUCAUCUGGGGCUACUCCAAAGCCUACUUCAAGGGUUGCACCCUCGGGGCGAAGAAAGCUAAAUCCGCCAUCGUCGCACAGAGCCGGGCUUCAUCCGCGGCCAUCGGAGGCUACAUCUUCGACCAGUGUCUCUUUGACGCCGCGCCCAGCGCCACGGUCGAUCUCACCAAGAGCGUGUACAUCGGCCGUCCGUACUCCGCGUACUCCCUCGUCGUCGUCAAGAACUCGUACCUGUCGAACGUGAUCCAGCCCGCGGGAUGGAAGGUGUGGAGCACCACCGACCCGCGCACAGAUUACAUUACCUUCGCGGAGUACCAGAAUUCCGGCCCGGGCAACUGGGAGAACAAUGUGGCUGCUCGCCAGUCUUUCGGGAAGGCCACCCUGCUGGAGUCGGAUACGUACACACUCGACGCGGUGAUGGGGUCAACGGACUGGAUUGACCUGACUCACUGGGACUCGAUCACCGUCCCAGCAGGCACACCAUCCACCACACCGACGACGACUCCCGGUGCUACCCCGACUCCAACCCCCACGGCAUACGACGGGACAACCCCUCCAGCCGGUGCAUACAUCGUGUCCAAGACCCCGAUCGACAACCUAACCACGUACGAGACCAUCCAGAGCGCACUGAAUGCCCUCCCCGCCUCCAGCAAAGUGACACCGACUGUAUUCAUCUACCCCGGCGUGUACCACGAGCAGCUGGUGCUCAACCGGUCCGGCACAACCGUGUUCCUGGGCUACUCGACAUCCCCCUUCGACUACGCCAGCAACACCGUCACGAUCCAGUACAACGCAGGCGUGGACACGCAGGCAGACCAGUCCAACACGGACAGCGCGACAGUCUACGCGACGGGCAACGGCUUUCAGGCCCGCAACAUCAACUUCGUCAACGACUUUGGCGGGAAGAAGAACUACGCGUCGCUCGGGUUCGCCGUGCGAUCGAGCAAGUACGCCGCGCUGUACGGGUGCCAGGUCAAGGGCAACCAGGACGCACUGCUGAUCAACGGGUACUUCUUCGCGAGCAACAGCUACAUCGAGGGGAACAUCGAUAUGAUCUGGGGCGCCGGGGCGGGGUAUUUCCUCAAGUCGACGAUCGCGUCGAAUCGCGACGGGAUCAGUCUCACGGCUCAUAAGCGCGCGAGCAAUACGACGGCCGCUGGGUUCGUCUUUGACCAGUGUACCGUUGUUCCGGCAAUGGGCGCAGGUAGCAUGUCCUCGCUCUCGCUGGGGCGGCCGUGGAACGCGCUUGCCCGGGUGGCCUUUGUGGGCUCGUACCUGGACUCGUCGAUUACGGCGGCUGGAUGGGAUACGUGGUUGUCGAGCAGUCCGAACACGGAUGGCGUGGUCUUCGGGGAGUAUCAGAACUCCGGGCCCGGGGCGUGGAACGCGAACCGGGCGUCCUUUGCAACGCAGCUGGAUGACGCUGCUGUUGCGCAGUUCCAGCUGGCGAGCUUCUUUGGCAGUACGUCGUGGAUUGAUAUGACGCGCGUCAGUGGUACUCCGUUUGUGCCGGGGGGUGUGGUUGUUUCCAGCACUGCUGUUCCGUUGACGACGCCGGCGCCGAGUACGAGCGCUGUCUCUGCGAUGGUGACCACGUUGGUGACCGUCACGGACAAGGAGACGGCGUACACGACGGUCACGUCUGCGGAUAAGACGACUACAGCCGUGUUCACCGUCACCGAGGACGUUGGUUCUACGAUUACUGCCGCCCAGUCGACCAAGACAACCACACAGAAGACCACUAUCACCACCACAGUGGUCAUCACAGAGCCUACCGUGACCAGCACGAGGAAGGUCGUUGUGACCAGCGAUGUGGGGCGGACCAUCACUCCAGCUCCAAGCACGGAGACCACGACGGUCAAAGAGACGAGCACAGUCAUGGCAACAAUCACCGAAGCACCCGCCACGGUCACGGUCAAGAGCACGACGACCUCUUCAGCCAUCACAACUGUGACACCGAAGGCAUUGACAACCACGUCGACGGCCGUCAGCACGACCACCAGCGUCAAGACCUCGACUCCGCGUACGGUCAAAACAACUUCCAGCGUGACGAUCACCAAGGGGACCGCAGGAACGGCGACCACCACGGCGAAAGCCACUACCACCACCCAGACGGUCACUUCGACAGUCUCGACCACAAAGUCCGUCACAACAACCCUCAGGUGCAUUCCAACUGAGGCCAAGCGGGCCGUCUUCCGGCGCGCCAACACCGCGACCGUCACCGAAUACACGACCUUCACGACCUUCGUCAAGACGUCUACCGUCAAGCUGCCCGCAUCCACCGCCAUCAUCAGCGCGACCACGACCAAGACCACCGGCAAGACCACGACUCUCAGAGCGCCGACAACUACGCUCACCGUCGUCUCGACUGCCAUCAAGGCCUCGACGAGCACCAUCCCCGCUAUCACCAGCUUCGUCACGGAAACGAGCACCUCCACCGUUGGAAAGACAACCACCCUCAAAGCCUCCACGACCACAGUCACCGCGACGUCGCUGGCCACCAGGACGUCUACCGCCACCGUGCAUGGCGCAACCCAGACCAUCACCAGCAUCAAGACUACGACGGUGGGAUCGACCGUCUCCCUGCCGCGCAGCACGCUUACCGUGAUCAAGUCAGAUGUCCUGACAGUCAAGUCCACGGUAACCCUGGCGACACCGACCACGACGGUGGUGAAGACGACCACGGAAACUCUCAAGCCCUCCGUGACGGUGACGUCGCGCGCGACGAGCACAAAGACGAGGACAGUUAAGACGACGGUUACGGAGACGCAUACUGUGACGAAGACGUUGAAGGGGGCGGUGGCUUGUCCGACGGACUAG